AUGAUUUACUACGCCACUAAGCAAACUAUUGCUAGAAGAAAAGCUCGACACAUCAGAAUGAGAAGACUGCUGAGAAAGAAGCGAUCGCUUUGGGUAAAAAAUGGAAUGACUGACGCCUGGUGGAGAAACAUGAUUGACGGAAUAUCACCGGCAGACGACUGGAAAAGGAAUUUCCGCAUGUCCAGAGAACGGUUGGUGUCACGCUGUAUUAUUUAAAAGAUACUGGGUCUAUCUGGAUGACAGCGAAUACUUUUGGCAUACACCAGUGUACAGUAUCAAAGACUGUCCUUGAAGUUUGUACAGCUAUAUCUACUCAUCUUUCACCUAAAUACAUUCAUCUGCCCAAAACAGAAGAUGAAAUGAGAGCUAAGGUCGCAAAGUUUGAAGCACAAUUUGGCAUGAUACAGCCUUUUGGGAGCAUUGAUGGCACUCACAUUCCAAUUCGAAGACCAGUUGUUGACUCCCAGGAUUACUUCAACUAUAAACAACUUUUUCUCUAUCAGCUAGUGUACAAGCAGUGUGUGAUUUUAAAGGCUAUUUCAUGGAUGUAGAGUGCAGAUGGCCUGAUAGCGUCCAUGAUGCAAAGGUAUUGGGUAAAAUUAACCGAGGUUGUAACCGAGGUAUUAACCGAGGUUGUCCCAAGAAAUAGCCAAAGCCAAAUGCAGAGUGCAGUGUCUGAUGUAGAGAAAUGGAGUAAAAACAACAAACUCCAGUUGAACGAAGACAAGUGUAAGGAAAUGAUAGUUGACUUUAAGAAAGUGAAACAUCAGCUUAAGACCACCAUCAUCAAUUCCAAAGAACUCGAGCUAGUCAGCAGUGCCAAGAUAUUGGGUGUCAUGGUGUCUAACUCACUGGAAUGGAUUGACCAUGUCAACUAUGUCGUGAAGAAAGCUAACAAACGUUUGUAUUUCCUAAUUUUGCUUAGGCGUGCAAGCAUUCCUGCUGACCAUAUCUUAAAAUUUUAUUGUACUUGCAUCAGACCAGUUCUCGAGUAUUGUGCACCUGUAUUCCACCACUCAUUACCUGCAUAUUUAUGUAACGAUCUUGAACGCAUUCAAAAGCGAGCGCUUUCAAUUAUAUCUCCUGGGUCAUCUUAUACGAACAAUCUUAACAAGCAUAAUAUUAGUUCUCUCAAAGACUUUUCAAGACAAUAGUAUCCAACCCAGACCACAAGCUUUAUCAACUACUGCCACCCAAACACAAUCCCACUUACAACCUGAGGAGAGAACGUGCGUUUGAUUGUCCUACUAUACGAACCAAUCGUUUUAGAAACUCUUAUAUUUCCGCAAUGUCAAAUAAUUUAAAGAAAUAGGUUUGCUAUGAAUUGUUUUCAUAACUUAAGUCUAACUUGAACCUUAAAGAUCGUAAUGUAUAUGUAUGAAAAUAUGUGUACUGUUAGUAUUUGUAUGUGUGUAUAUGUAUAUAUAUAUGCAUGUGUCUAUAGACUUUUUAUAACCUACAGUUAAUUUAUAUGUUUUGUAAAUUUUACGCAAUUCAGCUUUUUGGGCUGCGAUGUAAAAUCUUAUUAAAUAAUCUAUAAUCUAUAAUCUAUUUUCAAAUUAUUUUGUAAAGAAUAAGUUACAAUCUGGAGAGCUACCACAAACCUUCAACAAUCUACUACCUGGUCACAACAAGAUUCCAAAUUAUGUUAUUGGUGACCCUGCUUAUCCUUUAACACCACAUUGUAUGAAAGAAUUUCAAUCAUGCAAGACUGAUGCUGAAGUGACUUUUAAUAACAUGUUGAGGUCUGCCCGAAACCCAAUAGAGUGCGUAUUUGGUCGUUUGAAAGCGUGGUGGUCGAUUCUUACAAGAAAAAUGGACCUAAAACUUGAAACAAUUCCAAAAGUUGUUUUAUCAUGUUUUGUACUCCAUAACUUUUGUGAACUUCAUAAUGAUACCAUUGAUGAAAAACUUGUGAGAAGUCAAGUUGCAAGAAACAGAUCGAUGGAGACUGAAUACCAAAAUGUUCCUGAUCCAGUUUAUUCUUGCACUACCGGGGAAGGUGAAGCUAUAUAA
Paramuricea clavata is the source of this 2016-nucleotide messenger RNA. The record is from the annotation of a GenBank genome assembly. Lineage: Eukaryota; Metazoa; Cnidaria; Anthozoa; Malacalcyonacea; Plexauridae.